AUGACCGUGACUUACACCGCCCGAGUGGCCAACGCCCGCUUCGGGGGCUUCUGGAAGCUCCUGCUGCUGUGGCGGGGAAGCAUCUACAAACUCCUGUGGAGGGAGCUGCUCUGCUUCCUCGGGCUGUACAUGGCGCUGAGCGCCGCCUACCGUUUCCUGCUGACCGAAGACCAGAAGCCCUACUUCGAGAAGCUCGUUAUUUACUGCGACCAGUACGCCAGCCUCAUCCCCGUCUCCUUCGUGCUGGGCUUCUACGUGACGCUGGUGGUGCACCGCUGGUGGAACCAAUACCUGUGCAUGCCGCUGCCCGAUGCACUCAUGUGCGUGGUGGUGGGCACAGUGCAAGGGCCAGAUGACCGGGGCCGCCUCUACCGGCGCACGCUCAUGCGCUACGCGGGGCUCUCGGCGGUGCUGAUCCUGCGUUCGGUCAGCACCGCGGUGUUCAAGCGCUUUCCCACCAUGGACCACGUGGUGGAGGCAGGGUUUAUGACCCGCGAGGAGCGCAAGAAGUUCGAGAACCUGAAUUCGUCCUACAACAAGUACUGGGUCCCCUGCGUGUGGUUCUCCAACCUGGCGGCGCAAGCUCGGCGGGAGGGUCGCAUUCGAGACAACAGCGCUCUCAAGCUCCUCCUGGAGGAACUGAAUGCAUUUCGGGGCAAGUGCGGGAUGCUCUUCCACUAUGACUGGAUUAGUGUUCCCCUCGUCUACACCCAGGUGGUGACCAUCGCGGUGUACAGCUACUUCCUGGCUUGUGUCGUGGGCCGGCAGUUCUUGGACCCAACCCGUGGCUACAAAGACCACAACCUGGACCUGUAUCUGCCCAUCUUCACUCUCCUGCAGUUCUUCUUCUACGCGGGCUGGCUCAAGGUCGCCGAGCAGCUCAUCAACCCUUUCGGGGAGGACGAUGAUGACUUUGAGACAAACUUUCUGAUCGACCGAAACUUUCAGGUGUCCAUGCUGGCGGUAGACGAGAUGUACGACGACCUGGCCGUGCUGGAGAAGGACUUGUACUGGGACUCGGCGGAGGCGCGCGCUCCCUACACGGCGGCCACUGCCUUUCUCCUUCAGCAGCCCUCUUUCCAGGGCUCCACCUUCGACAUCGCGCUGGCCAAGGAGGACAUGCUGAUCCAGCGACAGGACGGCGUGGACGGACCGCUGGGCGAGGCGCACGGCGACUUCCUGCAGCGCCUCCUGCCGGCGGGCGCGGGCAUGGCCGCAGGCGGCCUGCUGGGCCGGCGCCUAUCGCUGUUGCGCCGCAAGAACAGCUGCGUGUCGGAGGCGUCCACGGCCGCCAGCUGCGCGUGCGCCGGCGCCCCCGACGGCGCGGGCCCCGAGUGCAGCUGCGAGGACCCGCUGCUCGACCCGGGCCUGCGUGAGCCGGAACCCGAGCUCCCCGCGGGUCCCGAGCCCCCUGCUCCCAUAGCCGGACCAGGCACCACCAUUGCCAUCGCCGCGGCUGCUGAGCCCUUCACCUCCGUGGUCAUCCCCGGGCCCCGGGGACUGGCGCCGCCCUGGCUGCCCAGCCCUAUUGGCGAAGAGGAGGAGACUCUGGCCUGA
Messenger RNA from Lepus europaeus (European hare), 1557 nucleotides. RefSeq names its product bestrophin 2 (gene BEST2). Gene Ontology annotation, molecular function: chloride channel activity. The record is from RefSeq and is a predicted model, not a curated record. Bases 1 to 1557 code for a protein of 518 amino acids. The transcript has 9 exons. Lineage: Eukaryota; Metazoa; Chordata; Mammalia; Lagomorpha; Leporidae.